Rhagoletis pomonella (apple maggot) is the source of this 631-nucleotide messenger RNA. It is a transcript of the gene sloth1, whose product is annotated as small integral membrane protein 4. NCBI's taxonomy places the organism in Eukaryota, Metazoa, Arthropoda, Insecta, Diptera, Tephritidae. The record is from RefSeq and is a predicted model, not a curated record. The transcript has 3 exons. Bases 112 to 342 code for a protein of 76 amino acids.
CAGCUGUUUUUGUUUAGUCGUAUAGUUUAAUUCCGUGAUUUGCUGUAAACUUUUCAUUUUAUUUCGAGCCAGGUGCAAAAUUCAUCAUAUAUAUGUAGGAAAUGAUAAAAUAUGCCUUUCUACAGUAGCAGCAUUAGACGUAUCUUGGACAAGUGGCCUGGUAAACAACGUUUUGGUGUCUACAGAUUCUUACCAUUGUUUUUUAUACUCGGUGCAGCUUUGGAAUUUUCCAUGAUUAACUGGACGGUGGGAGAAACCAAUUUUUAUAACACAUUUAAAAAACGUCAAGCUAAAAAUUUCGUAGAAGGAAAAUUGCAAGCGCCAGCUAAAGAAGCAGUGUAGUUAUAAUCCGGUCAAAAGCGAAAUAUCUCAACGUAUGUUAAAGAAGCAAAAUGCCUGCUGGAGUUUCUUGGGUUCAAUAUAUGAAAUUCUUUUCGGCGGCUAUGUUGUCUAUGAUGGCGGGCUCUCAAUUGGUUCAUAUGUACUACAAACCUCUAGAUGAUAUAAACGUUUACAUAGAGCGUGAAAAGAGUGCUGCUAGUACUACUCAAAAUACUGUAAAUACCGAUAAGCCACCACAAACGGCGGAUGAAAAACUGCUAUCUAAUAAAAAGUAAUCAUUAUAAGAAAC